Messenger RNA from Somion occarium, 2298 nucleotides. The record is from the annotation of a GenBank genome assembly. NCBI's taxonomy places the organism in Eukaryota, Fungi, Basidiomycota, Agaricomycetes, Polyporales, Cerrenaceae.
AAGGACAGCCUUGUCUGUACUGCCCGUCCACUUGUUGAGGUGUUCUCCGACCAGCAUUAUUGUCUUGCGCACGCAAUCUGAUACACGCAGCAAGCACGAGUCAGUAUAAAGGAACUUCGAUUAGAAAAGUGACUCGUUAUAUCUUUCCUUACGAUCAUCAAGUGACAGACCUCACUGCAAGGCUUCUAAGGACACAACUCUCUUCUAUAGCGUAAAACUAUCGCGUCAAACUAAACACCAUGCCUCGAAUACCCGAUCUACCUGGGUUCCCUGUCCCUCCUCGUUCUGAACAAGAGCUCUGGCUUAAAAGUACUGUCGCGAGACUUUGUGGCCUGGACCAUGAACGAUUUCCCGGGAGUCAGCCCGUUAGUUUUAGCUCAAAGGACUUGCAGAAGUUGGAAUCACAAGAUUUUUGGGUGGCGGAGAAGUCGGAUGGCGUCCGAGUACUCCUUUUCGUCAAUACGGACUUGCAAACAAAAGACCAGGCCGUAUAUCUCAUUGAUCGCCACAACUCAUUUCGAAUGCUCAAUGGCAUUUUCUUUCCUCAUUUCGAGACCCCGUCCAUGCCGCUACGGAAUACGAUAGUGGACGGCGAGCUUGUCAUCGACGUGGACCCCAAGACGAAGCGAGAAAUACUCCGAUACCUUGUGUUCGAUUGUCUAGUAGUGGACGACCGAAAUAUCAUGGCAAAGAAUCUCGAGAAACGUUAUGGGCAUUUGCAAGAAUGGUUUUACAAACCCUACGCGAAGAUGCUGAAGGAGUUCCCUCAAAUGGCGAUACUACAACCGUUCGAGAUCCAAGUAAAGCCAGUCAAGCUCUCAUACCACGUUGAUGACGUUUUCAAUAUCGACAUCCCGAACCUUCAACAUGGAAACGACGGGCUCAUCUACACCAGUGUAAACACACCUUACGUUCCUGGCACAGACCCAAACAUCUUGAAAUGGAAACCUCCUUCAGAGAAUUCCAUCGACUUCAAACUCAUCCUUCGCUUCCCCUCCUUACCAGCCCGUCCACGAGAUCCUGAUUUCUAUGCGAAACCAGUCUUCGAGCUCCACGUAUGGUGUGGCGACCGAAACGGUAUACCCCAGUAUGAGAUGUAUGACGUACUGCGAGUUGAAGAUGACGAAUGGGAUCGCAUGAAAGCGUCAGGCGAGCAAUUGGAUGAACGUAUCGUAGAAGUGCAUUGGGACCCAGCGAAGGAAUGCUGGCGAUUGAUGCGUUUCCGAGACGACAAGCCUGCAGGGAACCAUAAAACUGUGGUGGACGCGAUUAUCAAGAGUAUAGCAGAUGGCGUCGAAAAAGACGAGGUCCGUCCAUGUUUCAAAGACGGUGACUGGUAUCGACGUUACGAUUCAACCAUUGAUACGUUUGUUUUUAGCUUCUGGCACGUUCAACGGCAAUACGAAAUGCCUGGAAAACGCGCGCCGGUCAACCCAUAACAAGUCAACCUCCUCCUCCUCUAGCCUCCGCUCGUCCUGGCUUAGGACCUAAACCUCCGUUCCCAACACAAUCCAUGCCACCUCCACCUCCACCAUCACGACCUACAUCCUCCCAUCAACCAGAAACAGCUCAAAUGCCAGCUGUGAGAGCACGUUAUGGACCCUUGGCUUCUUCACCUUGGAGUAAAGUCUCAGGACCUACUGUCAUUUACGGGAUCCAACGAUGAUCUCGACGGGUUCAUGUUACCUACCUUCGCCCAUACACAUCAGACCCAAGCUUCACUCCUUCGAGGGCGAAGGUUACUAUAUGCAUCGGGAUGGACUUUGGAAGGAAUAGGACCUGGGUGCUUUCCGAGAUCAAUCCAAGCAUGUCAUAUGUCAAAGGUAGAAGAAAGGAGCCUGGUGAUGAAGAUCUUCCCGGUCUGAGGCUCUGAGCUCCUGAAACGAAGACCUACUCAUAUCAAUUCUUUCGGUCGGGAUGUUCAACCGUUCCCGAACAUGGAGAUACGUAGUGGGAUCAUUUGAAGGCCCGUAAUCGAUAUCCUUUUCAUCUUCGACUUCGGCGAGGAUGGCACACACACGUCCUAACCUUCGGCUACCAAGACCGUUCUACCUUCCAUUUGGAUCCAUUCUCAGCGCACAUUAUGGGCGAGAGAUCUCUGAGAUGCUGAUAACGACGGUCGAGAUCCUUCGUUGGAGCUUUGGAGGUCUCAAUUUGGGCAUAUUGGCUAGUCUCGUUCUGUCUAUCUCGUUGUCAAACUGGGAAUAGCGGGUGCUCAAGACGGGAUAGUAGUACACUUUCUAUGUGCAACGUACAAUAUCAUUGGAUUUACGAUAAUGGACGUGGUUGGUAUUUGUU